Messenger RNA from Syngnathus typhle (broad-nosed pipefish), 3732 nucleotides. It is a transcript of the gene strip2, whose product is annotated as striatin interacting protein 2. Bases 129 to 2642 code for a protein of 837 amino acids. Gene Ontology annotation, biological process: cytoskeleton organization. The transcript has 22 exons. Gene Ontology annotation, cellular component: cytosol. The record is from RefSeq and is a predicted model, not a curated record. Lineage: Eukaryota; Metazoa; Chordata; Actinopteri; Syngnathiformes; Syngnathidae.
GCCCGCUUUUAAGCAGAGAGGCGGGGGACGCGAAAACGAGAAAAGAGAAACUCCCCACUUGUCCUCCUGCCGGGGACCGUCGUCUCUCGUCCCCCUUUCCCAUUUGUCCUCCAAAACCUUCCUGCGAGAUGCAGGCGGAGGACUUGGAGGUCCCUCUCCUUAAUAACCUCAACGACAACGGCGGCAGGUUGAGGUCGAAAGGCAAAGAUGUGUUCAAGGAGCAGCAGAAGGAGUCGGAGAACUCCAUGGAGUCUCCCAACCUGGAGUUUGAAUACGGCGACACCGACACCCUCACUGUCGAACUCUCAGAGUUGUACAGCUACACCGAGGAGCCUGAAUUUGCUCUCAACAGAGACUACUUUGAGGAGGACUUCAAAAGUCACGCCCGAGGCCGACGAUGGAUCGAUGUGAGCGCGGAGGAGCGGCGUGCGUACGUGAUGAGAUUACUGGACGCGCUGGAGGUGACCGACAGGGACAAGAGACUGAAGGUGUCCAGGGCCAUCCUCUACCUCGCUCAGGGUGUGUUCGACGAAUGUGACGCCGAGGCCGACGUGCUCCGCUGGUCCAGGCGCAAUGUCUUCCUCCUCUACGACAUGGGGAUCUUCACGGCCCUGCUGGAGCUCCUCAGCAUGGAGAUAGAUAACAACCAAGCCUGCAGCAGCGCUUUGAGGAAGCCCGCCAUCUCGCUCGCGGAUAGCACAGAGCUCAGAGUGUUGCUCAGCAUCAUGUACUUAAUGGUGGAGACGGUUCGAGUUCAAACGGACGACGACAACCCGGAGUGGCGAGCCACCAGGGAGGCCUUCAAGAACGAGCUCGGUGCGCCGCUGUACAAUGGCGAGCCUUUUGCCUUGCUUCUCUUCUCCAUGGUGACCAAGUUCUGCAGCAUGAACGCACCCCAUUUCCCCAUGAAGAAAGUUCUCCUUCUCCUAUGGAAGACCAUUUUGUUCACCUUGGGGGGCUUCGAGGAGCUGCAGGAGAUGAAGAUGCGGGGCAGAGAGCGUCUCAACCUGCCGCCGCUCCCCGAGGACAGCAUCAAGGUGGUCCGGGCCAUGAGAGCCGCCUCGCCGCCCGCCUCCGCCAUGGAGCUCAUCGAGCAGCAGCAACAGCAGAAGAGAGGACGGCGCAGUCGUAGGAGUGCCUUUGUUGAUAGCUUGGAAGGAGACAGUCCCUUUCCCAAGAAGCAGCCGCUGGUCAAACAGGACAGCCUGGACACGUACAACGAGCGAGACCCCUUCAAGAACGACGACGUCCGCGACGAGGAAGAGGACCCCGAGGAUGGUGACGGCGGCAUGGAGGGCGAGGUGGACCCCUUGGACCGUGACGUCAUCAUCCAGCCUCCGCCGCCUCCUCUCCGGCCCCCCGCGGAGAGGGUCAACUUCCCCAAGGGCCUCCCUUGGGCCCCUAAAGUCAGGGAGAAGGACAUCGAGCACUUCCUGGAGAACAGUCGGAACAAGUUCAUCGGCUUUACCCUCGGAAAUGACACCGAGACCCUCGUAGGCCUGCCCCGACCUAUCCACGAGAGUGUCAAGACUCUCAAACAGCACAAAUACGUGUCCAUCGCCGAAGUGCAGAUGAAGCGCGAGGAGGAGCUACAACAGUGUCCACUGAGCUUGGGCGAGGAGGAGGUGGAUGAGACGCCUGCGGAGAUGCUCUACCUGGGCAUGCUUCCAAACCUCUCUCAAUAUGUGAUCGCCCUCCUGAAGCUACUUUUGGCCGCCGCACCCACCUCCAAAGCCAAAACGGAUUCCAUUAAUAUCCUCGCCGACGUGCUGCCUGAGGAGAUGCCAAUCACGGUCCUCCAGAGCAUGAAGCUGGGCAUCGACGUCAACCGGCACAAAGAGAUCAUCGUCAAGGCCAUCUCGGCUCUGCUGCUGCUCCUACUCAAACACUUGAAACUCAACCACGUCUACCAGUUUGAGAUUGUCUCCCAGCAUCUGGUGUUUGCCAACUGCAUACCACUCAUCCUCAAGUUCUUCAACCAGAACAUCAUGUCUUAUAUCAGUGCCAAAAACAGCAUAUGUGUUUUGGAUUUUCCGCACUGCGCCGUCCACGAAAUGCCCGAGCUCACCGCAGAGAGCCUGGAAGCUGGAGACAACAACCAGUUCUGUUGGCGGAAUCUGUUCUCUUGCAUCAACCUGCUGAGAAUCCUCAACAAGCUGACAAAGUGGAAACACUCUCGGACCAUGAUGUUGGUGGUCUUCAAAUCAGCCCCUAUCCUGAAAAGAGCCCUGAAGGUCAAGCAGGCCAUGAUGCAGCUGUACGUGCUCAAGCUGCUUAAAAUCCAGACCAAGUACUUGGGCCGCCAGUGGAGGAAGAGCAACAUGAAGACCAUGUCGGCCAUCUACCAGAAGGUCCGCCACAGGCUCAAUGACGACUGGGCCUACGGGAAUGAUAUCGACGCGCGGCCUUGGGACUUCCAGGCGGAGGAGUGCGCCCUUCGCGAGAGCAUCGAGAAGUUCAACAGCCGGCGCUACGACAAAAACCGCAACGGCCACUUGGCGCCGGUGGACAACUGCCUACAGAGCGUGCUGGGCCAGCGCGUGGACCUGCCUGACGACUUCCACUACAGCUACGAAAUGUGGCUGGAGAGGGAGGUGUUCUCGCAGCCCAUCGAGUGGGAGGGUCUCCUCGUGGAGCCGUGACGCAAAAACACGACGACUUUGAACGCUCAUGGAGGAGCUAGCCAAAAACUGAGGUAGCGUUUUUUUUUUUUUCUUUUCAAGAUGGUAGCUUUGGUCUCCACUCUAAAAGGUAAUUAUAACACCGUUGGUUUUGAAAAAGACCACGGGGAUGAGAGGAAACAUGGUAAAGCAAUUUCUCCUUCCUCUCUUUUGAAAACAUGGGUGCUGCUUUGACCCCUUUGAUACUUGUUUGUAUAUUUGUCUGUGGUAAACGUUGUAGUGUCAAGUUCUCGCACACAAUUUAAAGUGAUUUUUUUUUUAAAUGUGUUUUAUUUAGGAGGCAGGAUGAGCAUUUUAAAAAGCAGGGUGUCCUAAAACUUCUGACAUUUUGUAGAUUUACAGCAUAAUGUUCCCAACUCAGCAAAAAAAAUUGACUUACAGCAGGAGGUGAGUUACCCGCAAUCCACAACUGCAUAAUACAAAUAAUAAUUAAAAAUAAAUAAAUAAAAGCUUAUUGUUACCUUCACAAGCACAUUGUCGACACAAAUUUGUUUUUUUCUCUAACUGACCUGCCGACUAUAAAAACUUCAGGGCAGUGAAUCACACGCACAGAGCACAAGCAAAAUUGUCACAAUGUGUUUAAUGUCGUAUUGUAUUUCAAAAUAUUCUCUUGACGGUUCACAAAUGCGCGUGAUCACCCCCCCCCCCUCUGUUUUUAUUAUGUCAAAAUCUCUGAAUAAUAAUAUACAUGUAGAAUCUCAGGUUUCCACAGAUCUUAUAUGGCAAAGGUUUGAUCACUUUUAGCUUCUACUGAACUUUGUUACAGUUGUGCCAAAUAUGAGUGGCUUUUUAACUUUCUCACUCUCACCUUCAUUUUCAUGCUGUUUUAAAAUGCCAAAUGUUAUUUAUUUUCUACUUCCAAAGUGUACAGUCUAUGAAAUUAGACAUUUAAUGUAUCUAGUAGAAUAUUUCAAAUGUAAUAUUAUUGUGGCUAUGACCAUGACAUAUAGCUGAGUGGGUAUGUAUGUGCAAUUACAGAUCAGCAGAGGCUUUAUUCGAGAUAUAAGUGAAUAAAAUGACAGUUCCAUAUUAAACAAUUUUGUGAUUUGCA